CUCCCUUCGGUGCUGAGGGGCGCGCGGACAGAGAGAGGAGGGCUCUGCGGGCAUCGGGGCCACGCAGCCACCUGUGAGCCUCCUGCAACUGCGGACGGCGGCGGCAUCCCCGGCCGGAGACAGGAGACGCUCGGCGGACCCCGCCCGCCCUCCCGCCGGGCGCACACCCAGGCGCACACACACUCGCACCCGCGCGCACACGCACAGCCAGCCGGCAGCUGCGGCCACAGCGAUGCUCGCCGGCAGGUCGGGGAAGUUUCCCGCCGGCCUCGGCCGCGGGCCCCAGUGCUCUCAGGUGUAGCGCCCCCGCGCGGCGCGGGCGGCUGGGCGUCUCCAAUAUGACUGGCCAGAGCCUGUGGGACCUGUCGGAGGCCAACGUCGAGGAUGGAGAGAUCCGCAUCAACGUGGGCGGCUUUAAGAAGCGGCUGCGCUCGCACACGCUGCUGCGCUUCCCCGAGACGCGCCUGGGCCGCCUGCUGCUCUGCCACUCGCGCGAGGCCAUCCUGGAGCUCUGCGACGACUAUGACGACGUCCAGCGUGAGUUCUACUUUGACCGCAACCCCGAGCUCUUCCCCUACGUGCUACAUUUCUACCACACCGGCAAGCUUCAUGUCAUGGCGGAGCUGUGCGUCUUCUCCUUCAGCCAGGAGAUCGAGUACUGGGGCAUCAACGAGUUCUUCAUCGACUCCUGCUGCAGCUACAGCUACCACGGCCGCAAAGUGGAGCCCGAGCAGGAGAAGUGGGACGAGCAGAGCGACCAGGAGAGCACCACGUCCUCCUUCGAUGAGAUCCUGGCCUUCUACAACGAUGCAUCCAAGUUCGAUGGGCAGCCCCUGGGCAACUUCCGCAGACAGCUGUGGCUGGCGCUGGACAACCCCGGCUACUCGGUCCUGAGCAGGGUCUUCAGCGUCCUGUCCAUCCUCGUGGUGUUGGGGUCCAUCAUCACCAUGUGUCUCAAUAGCCUGCCGGACUUCCAAAUCCCUGACAGCCAGGGCAACCCUGGUGAGGACCCCAGGUUCGAAAUCGUGGAGCACUUUGGCAUCGCCUGGUUCACAUUUGAGCUGAUGGCCAGGUUUGCUGUGGCCCCUGACUUCCUCAAGUUUUUCAAGAAUGCCCUAAACCUGAUCGACCUCAUGUCCAUCGUCCCCUUUUACAUCACUCUGGUGGUAAACCUGGUUGUGGAGAGCACACCUACCUUGGCCAACCUGGGCAGGGUGGCCCAGGUCCUCAGGCUGAUGCGGAUUUUCCGCAUCUUAAAGCUGGCCAGACACUCCACUGGCCUCCGCUCCCUGGGGGCCACACUUAAAUACAGCUACAAAGAAGUAGGGCUGCUUUUGCUCUACCUUUCUGUGGGGAUUUCCAUCUUCUCCGUAGUGGCCUACACUAUCGAAAAAGAGGAGAAUGAGGGCCUGGCCACCAUCCCCGCUUGCUGGUGGUGGGCCACCGUCAGCAUGACCACUGUAGGGUAUGGAGAUGUGGUCCCAGGGACCACGGCAGGGAAGCUGACCGCCUCUGCCUGCAUCUUGGCAGGCAUCCUAGUGGUGGUACUGCCCAUCACCUUGAUCUUCAAUAAGUUCUCCCACUUUUAUCGGCGCCAAAAGCAACUCGAGAGUGCCAUGCGCAGCUGUGACUUUGGGGAUGGAAUGAAGGAGGUCCCUUCCGUCAACUUAAGGGACUACUAUGCCCAUAAAGUUAAAUCCCUCAUGGCGAGCCUGACGAACAUGAGCAGGAGCUCGCCAAGCGAACUGAGUUUAAAUGAUUCCCUGCAUUAGCUGCGAGGACUUGACCUCCUCAAACCCACGUUGCUGAGCUGUUUCUUGUGCCUCUGGCACAGUCCAGGCACAUUAGGGCUAUGGUGUAAGGAGUAUGCCCAGCCCCAAAGGGGAGAGAUGCAUGGGAUAUGCACCCCAGGUUGCUUUUACAGUAUUUAGGAUCAUUUUUAGAGGGUGGUGUGUCUGACACCAUGCCUUUGCACCUUUCAGUGAAAUGACACUCACUGGUCUUUGCAUCGUGGGCAUAAAAUGUUCACCUUUCUGCCGGAUGAGUACCACCUAGAAUGCUAAUUUCUCUGUUCAUUGUGUUCUCUAUCGUAGUGCUUGUGGCCCAGUACUGUCUCAGUUGUUUGUGCUCCUGUU
This is a messenger RNA of Lipotes vexillifer (Yangtze River dolphin), 2135 nucleotides long. RefSeq names its product potassium voltage-gated channel modifier subfamily S member 2 (gene KCNS2). Lineage: Eukaryota; Metazoa; Chordata; Mammalia; Artiodactyla; Lipotidae. Gene Ontology annotation, molecular function: protein binding; voltage-gated potassium channel activity. The transcript is spliced from 2 exons. Gene Ontology annotation, biological process: potassium ion transmembrane transport; protein homooligomerization; action potential. The record is from RefSeq and is a predicted model, not a curated record. The coding region runs from base 339 to 1772 and encodes 477 amino acids. Gene Ontology annotation, cellular component: membrane; voltage-gated potassium channel complex.